AGUCUAUGGUGCGGCGUCAAGUUCAGAGUUCACUAAAAAGAAAAUUUGACAGCGUGCUUGUGUUGUCUUCUAGAAAUAACGUGAGCUCAUGCGUGUUUAUAGAGUUUAAUAUUUACUGAAGCUGAAGACUUAAGAGUGAAGGUAUGAGGAACCUGAAGCUGAAGAUGAGUGUGUGCUCUGCGGAGCUGCAGGCUCCAGGCUCCCCUCAGUGUUUCUCAGUCAGGAUGGACUCAGGCUCCCUGCUCAUCGCUUCCCCAUUUUCCAUUAUGGAGUACGACCCACGAAACGCACAGGUGCUGAACGAGGUGUCCCUCACGGCGGAGGACUACCUGCCGAUGGAUGGUAGUGGAACUGUAGUGGGCAUCCAGGACCUUCCAGACCAGGAGUGUGUGUGUGUGGCCACGUCCACUGGAGACGUCAUUCUCUACAACCUCAACACACACCAGCUGGAGUGUGUGGGCAGUGUUGAUAGUGGCCUCACGGGAAUGAGUUGGAGUCCCGAUCAGGAACUGGUCACUUUAACCACAGGACAACAGACCAUCAUUAUGAUGACUAAGGACUUUGAGCCCAUUACUGAGGUUCAGAUUCACCAGGAGGACUUUGGGGAAGGGAAGUUUAUCACCAUUGGCUGGGGGAAGAAGGAGACUCAGUUCCAUGGUUCUGAAGGAAAACAAGCAGCACAGAAGAAAAAUAUAGAGGAGUUGCCUGCAGUAGAGUGGGACGACCGAAGGCCUAGGGUGACAUGGAGAGGAGAUGGACAACUGUUCGCCGUCAGCGCUGUGUGCCCUGAAACCGGAGCAAGGAAGGUGCGGGUGUGGAACAGAGAGUGUAUUUUGCAGGCCACCAGUGAGACCAUCAAUGGCCUGGAGCAAGCACUGUGCUGGAAGCCCUCAGGUAGUCUGAUUGCCUCUACUCAGCGUCAUCCAAACAAACACAGUGUUGUGUUUCUGGAGAAAAACGGCCUCCUGCACGGAGACUUCACUCUACCUCUUCAUAAGGACCAGGCCAAGGUGAAGGAGCUCCUUUGGAACAGUGACUCCUCGGUUUUGGCGGUUUGGUUGGAAGACAUGAACGCAGGAGAGGAUGGCCACAUAAACACACAAAUCCAGCUGUGGUCAGUGGGGAACUACCACUGGUACCUGAAGCAGUCGCUGCGUUUCGGAGGGGCUCAGGAGGCUCCUGUGUGUGUGGCGUGGGACCCGGAGCGCCCCCUACAGCUGCACCUGGUGACCCACGGCUGGACCUGCCUCACCUACCACUGGGGCUGGACCACCGACCGCAGUCAGGAAGAUACUCUCCAUGACAACGCCAACGUGGCUGUGAUUGAUGGAGAUAAGGUGCUGGUGACGGCGUUUCGGCAGUGUGUGGUGCCUCCACCAAUGAGCUCCUUUGAGCUGCAGCUCCCCACUCCUGUUACCAUGGUGACCUUCUGCUCUGAGGCAGGACACUCCAGUGACCUUGCUGCCCUGACCGACGAUGGGCGCCUGUGUGUGUAUGGACAAGGAGAGGGAGGGGCCAGUGCGUCCGGGAAAGGGGGGUUUAGAAUCAUCACACAUCCCCCUGUGCUGAAGAAUACUUACAGAGUGGAGCUGGGUGGGGCGGAACCCCUUGCGCUCCGAUUGGUUGUCUGGAUCAGAGAGAACAGCUUCCUGGGUGUGACCUGUGGAGAAAAGCUCAACGAAUCAAAAGUGCUCCUGCUGAAACCCUCAGCCGAUCACAGCCUGCUGCAGAUCAGUUCACAGGUGUGUGUGCCGAAGCAUGUGAUCAGUGUAUGUCACAGUGGGAAGAGCAACACGGUGGCUUUACAGCUGGAAGAUGGACAAAUUCGGAAACUUCUGUGGGAGGGUUGCGAGCUGGCUACAGUACCAUGGGAGGACAGUACAGGGAGUCAUGUGAAUUUCCCCCAGCCAUGUGAGCACACCGCUCUGUGUACCAUCUCCGGAGAGGAGUUUCCUCUGGGUCUGACUGAUCGGGCCCAUCUUUACUUAGGAGACACAGAGCUGGCAUCGGGAGUGUCCUCGUUUGUGGUGUGUGAUGACUUCCUUCUGCUUACCACACACUCACACACCUGCAGAUGUAUCCAGCUCAACACACAAACCAUCAAAGGUCUGGUGUCGGUUCUAAGUUCUGACGGUGGCCAGAACGAUGAGACACUGCGGCGAGUGGAAAGAGGUUCUCGCAUCGUUACCCUGGUUCCCCACGACACACGCCUCAUCCUGCAGAUGCCACGUGGUAACUUGGAGACCAUCCACCAUCGAGCACUAGUGCUUGCACAACUCCGCAAGUGGCUGGACAGUUUAAGGUUCAGAGAUGCCUUUGAGGUUAUGAGAAAACAGAGAAUCAACCUCAACCUCCUCUACGACCACAACACUAAAGUGUUUCUGGAGAAUGUGGAGUUGUUUCUGAAGCAGGUGGACUCAAUCAGCCACAUCAAUCUUUUCCUGACCGAGCUAAGAGAGGAGGACACUACAAAGACCAUGUACCCCUGCCCAUCUAACUGCCCACCUCCAUCUGCCCCGGGGGUUGUUGAGAAGAAGGUAGACGUGGUGUGUGAUGUCCUACGGGCCACCAUGGAGCGUCUCGACCCAAACAGGUACUGCUUGUGCAUACUCACCACCUAUGUGAAGAAGACGGUGCCUGAGCUGGAGACAGCCCUGCAGAGGGUUCACCAGCUGAGAGUAAAUCCUCCAAGCUCCACUGAUGCUGUAAAGGCUGAAGAGGCUCUGAAGUAUCUGCUGUUUCUGGUGGACGUUAACGACCUCUACACACACUCCCUUGGCACCUACGACUUCACACUGGUCCUCAUGGUUGCAGAAAAGUCUCAGAAGGACCCUAAGGAGUACCUGCCAUUCCUAAACAUGCUGAAGACCCUUGAGACAAACUACCAGCGCUACACCAUCGACAAACACCUGAAGAGAUACAGCAAGGCUCUACAGCACCUGAGCAAAUGUGGAGACGAGUAUUUCUCGGAGGUGUUGAACCUGGUGAAGGACCAGCAGCUCUACAGGGAGGCACUGAGUCUGUACCCUACAGACAGCCCACAGUACAAGGACCUGAGUAUAUCUUAUGCGGAGCACCUGAUGGGACAUUCCCAGCCUGAGCUCGCCGGCCUGUUGCUAUGGCGAUGUGGCGAGCUGGCGCGUGCCCUGCAGGCAUUUGUGGGUGGGGCUAGUUGGAGACACGCCCUAUCGGUAGCGAUGCAGAUGCCCCUCCCUUCAGACCAGCUGGCGUUACUCGCCCGGGACCUGGCAGAGAAGUUACUGGAGCAGAGGAGGUAUACAGAAGCAUCAAUGCUGCUGGAGCAGUAUGCCAAGGAUUGUGAGGAGGCCAUUGCUGCGCUCAUCACUGGAGCGGCGUGGGAAGAAGCCCUCAGACUGGUGUAUCUGUAUAAUAGACAAGACAUCACAGAGACCAACCUGAAACCCGCUUUACUGGAAGCUUAUAGCUCACAGGUGUCUUUCCUGGAGUCUCAGAAGGCCUUGUUCACACGACAUCAAACACGACUGACCGUUGUCAGAGAAGAGAAGGAGAAAGCCAAACAAGAGAUGCUGGAUGAGGGGGACUGUGGGGACGUUGAGCUCUACUCGGAGGCCAGCAGUGUUCUGAGUGGCAGGACGAUGGGAUCCGGCUCCAGAUACACACAGAGCAACUCCCGCAUCUCAGCGCGGUCUUCUAAGAAUCGGCGUAAAGCAGAGGGGAAGAAGCUUAGUCUGAAGGAGGGGAGUCCCUUUGAGGAGACGGCUCUACUGCACGCGCUCACACACAUCACACACACCGUCGACAAGAUGAGAGAGGAAAUCCACGGGCUAUUGAAGGCUUUGGUGUUGUUCCAGUAUGAUGACCAGGCGGGGGCGCUACAGCGAGAAUACAGCCAGCUACUCACACUCAUAGAGAACAGCAUCCCACUCAUCUGGACACAAAACAACACACAAACACUGGUGACUGGACCCAAUUCCACAGCCAACAGCAUCACAGCAUCCUUCCAGGGGCAGAGAGCGCCCCCUACAGCUCAACAAGACACUGAGAACUUCACUCCUCCCAAGAUGAGAACCCCCGUAAAGUGGAAGCUCUGUGUCCUGGACUAACCUGUGUGUGUGUGUGUCUGUGUGUUUGUCUGUCUGUCUGCAUAUGAGUACUUCUUACAGAAAGAGUGUGUAAUCAGGUCAAACGUACAAAUAAAGAUGUAAAUGACUAUUA
Clupea harengus (Atlantic herring) is the source of this 4197-nucleotide messenger RNA. It is a transcript of the gene elp1, whose product is annotated as elongator acetyltransferase complex subunit 1. NCBI's taxonomy places the organism in Eukaryota, Metazoa, Chordata, Actinopteri, Clupeiformes, Clupeidae. The record is from RefSeq and is a predicted model, not a curated record. Gene Ontology annotation, cellular component: elongator holoenzyme complex; cytosol. Gene Ontology annotation, biological process: tRNA wobble base 5-methoxycarbonylmethyl-2-thiouridinylation. Gene Ontology annotation, molecular function: protein binding; tRNA binding.